ACCACGGAUGCUUUGCAUGUGGAAUGGAAAAUGGAUUCAGAGUUUAUAAUGCAGAUCCUCUCAAAGAAAAAGAGAAACAAGAAUUUCUAGAAGGAGGCGUUGGCCAUGUUGAAAUGUUGUUUCGGUGUAACUAUUUAGCAUUAGUUGGUGGAGGAAAAAAGCCAAAAUAUCCACCUAACAAAGUGAUGAUCUGGGAUGAUCUGAAAAAGAAGACAGUUAUUGAAAUAGAAUUUUCAACAGAAGUUAAAGCAGUUAAAUUGCGAAGAGAUAGAAUUGUGGUAGUUUUGGACUCCAUGAUUAAAGUUUUCACAUUCACACACAAUCCCCACCAGUUGCAUGUUUUUGAAACCUGCUACAACCCUAAAGGUCUCUGUGUCCUUUGUCCAAAUAGUAAUAAUUCCCUUCUUGCAUUCCCUGGAACACAUACCGGGCAUGUGCAGAUAGUGGAUCUGGCUAAUACAGAAAAGCCUCCUGUAGACAUACCAGCUCAUGAAGGAGUCUUGAGCUGUAUAGCUUUAAACCUGCAGGGAACAAGAAUUGCAACAGCAUCAGAAAAAGGGACUCUCAUAAGAAUAUUUGAUACUUCAUCGGGGCAUUUAAUCCAGGAGUUACGAAGAGGUUCACAAGCAGCUAAUAUCUACUGCAUUAACUUCAAUCAGGAUGCUUCCCUAAUUUGUGUAUCAAGUGACCAUGGCACAGUGCAUAUUUUUGCUGCAGAAGACCCCAAAAGGAACAAGCAGUCUAGUUUGGCCUCAGCCAGCUUCCUUCCCAAAUACUUCAGUUCCAAAUGGAGCUUUUCCAAAUUCCAGGUUCCCUCAGGCUCUCCAUGCAUUUGUGCCUUUGGAACAGAGCCGAAUGCUGUCAUAGCAAUAUGUGCAGAUGGUAGCUACUACAAAUUCUUAUUCAACCAAAAAGGGGAAUGCUCAAGGGAUGUCUAUGCUCAAUUUCUAGAAAUGACUGAUGACAAGCUUUGACUAAACUGAGGAAGAAAGGUGUUUUGGUCAAAGUACUGCCUUGGUUAUUCUGCUGCUUUAGAAGGACUGGGUAUGUAUGUCCCAUACUGAUCAAGAUGUGUAACCAACCUCAUUGAGAAGCUUGGCCCAACAUGAGCAGAACAAGUACUGAUGUAGAGGACUUCUGCCUAUGUUAAACUCAUGUUUUUUCAAUAUCAGAAAAAUUGGGUUUCUGUCAACUCUUCAGUCUUCAAGAAAUGGCUUUCAACAGCUUGUGCCUACAGGGGGUGUGUUUUUUGUUUUUUUUAGUUAAACUGUGAAAUUGGAGUGCAGAUCAGUGCCUGUCACACAUCUGAGGUGUUUUGUACGAACUUCAGGCAAGGAUGUGAAUUUAUUUCAGGCAUCAUAUUACAUCACUUCACUGAACCUCUGUGGGGGCAGGAAAUAACUGUAAAUACUAGGUAACUAGAAUAGUUAUACCAGCAGCUUGCCUUAGAACAGGAAGGAUUUAUUUGCCUUUUCACACACCUUAACCUGCAGAAGGAGAGGGGACACAGGUUGCUAUAAUAAACCCAAUCUGAACUGCACUUACCUUUUGGUCUGGAGUGUGGUGCAAUUGUCUUGUGGCCAUAAAUUGAUAAC
This is a messenger RNA of Gopherus flavomarginatus (Mexican gopher tortoise), 1595 nucleotides long. RefSeq names its product WD repeat domain 45B (gene WDR45B). Gene Ontology annotation, biological process: nucleophagy; protein lipidation; autophagy of mitochondrion. Bases 24 to 974 code for a protein of 316 amino acids. The transcript has 10 exons. Gene Ontology annotation, cellular component: phagophore assembly site membrane; extrinsic component of membrane; cytosol. Gene Ontology annotation, molecular function: phosphatidylinositol-3-phosphate binding; phosphatidylinositol-3,5-bisphosphate binding; protein binding. The record is from RefSeq and is a predicted model, not a curated record. Lineage: Eukaryota; Metazoa; Chordata; Testudines; Testudinidae.